Messenger RNA from Haplochromis burtoni (Burton's mouthbrooder), 1748 nucleotides. RefSeq names its product NACHT, LRR and PYD domains-containing protein 12. Gene Ontology annotation, molecular function: protein binding. The transcript is spliced from 7 exons. The annotation marks the transcript as partial. Lineage: Eukaryota; Metazoa; Chordata; Actinopteri; Cichliformes; Cichlidae. The record is from RefSeq and is a predicted model, not a curated record.
GAGAGGGAGGGCGGCUACCCAAGAACCUGACUGAGAUGUACAUCCACUUCCUGGUGAUUCAGGCCAAAGUGAAGAUGGUCAAAUUUGAUGGCGGGACUCAGAUAGAUUCACACUGGAGUCCAGAGAGCAGGAUGAUGAUUGAGUAUCUGGGAAAAUUGGCAUUUGAUCAUCUGCAGAAAGGAAACCUGAUCUUCUAUGAAUCAGACCUGAGAGAGUGCGGCAUCGAUAUCAGAGCAGCCACAGUGUUUGCAGGAGUGUUCACACAGAUCUUUAAAGAGGAGAGAGGACUGUACCAGGACAAGGUGUUCUGCUUUAUUCAUUUGAGUGUUCAGGAGUUUCUGGCUGCUCUUCAUGUCCAUCUGACCUUCAUCAACUCCGGAGUCAAUCUGCUGCAAGAACAACAAACCACCUCCCAGAAGUCUGAAACAACAGAAUUUUCAGCGUCUCACUUGUACCAGAGUGCUGUGGACAAGGCCUUACAGAGUCCAAACGGACACCUGGAUCUGUUCCUCCGCUUCCUCCUGGGUCUUUCACUGCAGACCAGUCAGAGUCUCCUACAAGGUUUGCAGACACGUACAGAAGGUAGUUCACUGAACAAUCAGGAAACUGUCCAGUACAUCAAGAAGAAGCUCAGUGAGAAUCAGUCUGGAGAGAAAAGCAUCAAUCUGUUCCACUGUCUGAAUGAACUGAAUGAUCGUUCUCUAGUGGAGGAGGUCCAGCGGUACCUGAGCUCAGGAAGUUUUUCCAUACGAAAUCAUUCCCUGGAUCAGUGGUCAGCUCUGCUUUUAUUCUCAGUCUCAUCAAAAAAAGAUGUAGACCCAAAGAAAUUUUCUUUAGAGGACGCUCUUCUGGAGCUGCUGCCAAAGAUCAAUGCCUCUAAUAAAUCUCUACUGAGUCUCUGUAACCUGUCAGAGGCAAACUGUGAAGCUCUGUCCUCAGUCCUCAGCUCCCAGUCCUCCAAUCUCAUAGAGCUGGGCCUGAGUAACAGCAACCUGCAGGAUUCAGGAGUGGAGCCUCUGUCUGAUGGACUGAAGAGUCCACACUGUAAAACUCUCAGAGUGAUGGGCUGUAACCUCUCGGAGAGAAGCUUUGAAGCUUUGUCCUCGGUUCUUAGUUCUCAGUCCUCUAGUUUGGGAGAGCUGGACCUGAGUAACUCCAAUCUCACAGGAGCGAAGCGUCUUUGUGAUGGACUGAAGAGUCCAAACUGUAAACUCAAUACUCUUAGACUGAGUCACUGUAGCCUCUCAAAUGGAAAUUGUGAAGCUUUGUCCUCAGUUCUCAGCUCCCAGUCCUGCAGUCUGAAAGAGCUGGACCUGAGUAACUCUGACCUGAAGGAUUCACAAGUGAAGCUCCUGUCUGAUGGAUUAAAGAGUGCAAACUUUAAACUGGAAACUCUCAGUCUGUCAGGCUGUCUGAUCACAGAGGAAGGCUGUACUUCUCUGGCCUCAGCUCUGAGCUCCAACCCCUCCCAUCUGAGAGCGCUGGACCUGAGCUACAAUCAUCCAGGUGACUCAGGAAUGAAGCUGCUGUUGGCUGGAUUGAAGGAUCCAGGCUGGACACUGGACACUCUCAGGGUGGAGCCUGCUGGAGUCCGAUGGCUGACACCAGGUCUGAGGAAGUAUUCCUGUCAACUCACAAUCGACACAAACACAGUAAACAGACACAUUAAACUGUCUGACAACAACAGGAAGAUGACACAUGUGGAGGAGGUUCAGUCAUAUCCUGAUCAUCCAGACAGAUUUGAUUAU